AUGGUCACCAUCACAAAGGAGGAGUACGACAGGCUGCACGCCGUGGCAGCCAGCAGCGGGAUCAGGGAGCAUCAGGAGCCCGCGCCGCGCCUGCUGGCUGGCCCCAAGUGGGGCUGGCACCAUGGCCCCGCCGACGCCGUGGACAGCGCCGCCCCGCCCGCCUGCGCCCCGUGGCCGAAGGCGAAGCCGAUGCCAGGACAGCAAGCCGACGGUGAGCACGACACGGGCGCCGCAGCCGAGUACUGCGAGUACGGCGGGGUGGCGGCGCAGCCGAGUACUGCGAGUACGACUGGCGACUGUGGCGGCGAGGUCGAGCCGAACGUUGGCGACGCGUACGACGAUCGCGGCUGGGACGAGGGCGGCACAGCCCACAAGCGCCGUCGUCAGCACAGCAUGGACGACGAUGCCAAGGUGCCGUGGCUCAAGCAGCAGCUCAGCAAGGUGGAGGAGUUGCUCAGCGAUGCUGGCGUCAUCGUCAUGAAGGCGGUGCAGCACACAGGCGAGGAUCACGUGGCCCCAGUGCUGCUGGAAGACGAAGUGUCGGGGAUUCCACCUACCGUUCGGACGGAGAAGAUGAAGCGAGGUGGACGACACGUCAGGAUCGCGAGGAUCAUGGCCAAGCAUGUUGCCAAUGGUGGCGACCUGAAUGCAGUGAGACAGUCGGCCGACCGCAACGUGCACAAGUACAUCGAGUGGUUGUUCCAGAAUCACUGGAAUGAGUUCGAAGAGUUCGGCUCAGCACAGGUUGUGUGGGACUGCCUUCGCUGGGGCGCUUCUUGA
Prorocentrum cordatum is the source of this 780-nucleotide messenger RNA. The record is from the annotation of a GenBank genome assembly. Lineage: Eukaryota; Dinophyceae; Prorocentrales; Prorocentraceae.